Pan troglodytes (chimpanzee) is the source of this 20514-nucleotide messenger RNA. It is a transcript of the gene DCT, whose product is annotated as dopachrome tautomerase. NCBI's taxonomy places the organism in Eukaryota, Metazoa, Chordata, Mammalia, Primates, Hominidae. Gene Ontology annotation, molecular function: dopachrome isomerase activity; oxidoreductase activity. The coding region runs from base 18627 to 20285 and encodes 552 amino acids. Gene Ontology annotation, cellular component: melanosome. The record is from RefSeq and is a predicted model, not a curated record. Gene Ontology annotation, biological process: positive regulation of neuroblast proliferation; melanin biosynthetic process from tyrosine; developmental pigmentation. The transcript is spliced from 14 exons.
AAAAAAAGUAGUUUCUUGAGAUGGAGCCUACUCCUGGUGAAAAUGCUGUGAGCGUUGCUGAAAUGACAAAGGAUUUAGAAUAUUACAUGAACUUACUUGAUAAAAUAGCAGCAGGGUUUGAGAGUAUUGACUCUAAUUUUGAAAGAAGUUCUACUGUGGGUAAAUGCAAUCAAACAGCACGGCCUGCCGUGGAGAAAUUUUUCACAAAAGGGAGUCAAUGCAGCAAACUUCAUUGUUGUCUUAUUUUAAGACAUUACCACAGCCACCUCAGUCUUCAGCAACCACUGAUAAAUCAGCAGCCAUCAGCAUCAAGGCCAGACCUUCCACUAUGACUUACUAAAGGCUCAGAUGAUUGCUAGCAUUUUUUAGCAAUAAAAUAUUUUAAUUAAGAUAUGUACAUUGAGUUUUUAGACAUAAUGCUAUUGCACACUUAAUAGACUACAGUAUCAUGUAAACAUAAAUGUACUGGGAAACUAAAAUAUUUCUGUGACUCCCUUUAUUGCAAUAUUCACCUUAUUGCAGUGGUCUGGAACUGAACCCACAAUAUCUCCAAGGUACGCCUGUUCUGGAAAGCUCUCCAGUUGCAUGUCUAGUAACAGCUCUAUACUUUGCCUAGUACCUCAUCUAUUGACUUGGAAUGAAAACAUUGCUCUGUUAAUGAAGAUUGUUGUGAGAAUUAACUGUAGGCGUAGGAGAGGAGGGAAAGCAUGUUUUUAGGUUAUAAGGCUGAAUGGAAAUUACAGAGAUGAGAAAUCGUACCUAAACUAAGCCAAAUAAGCUCUUGAAAAAAAAAUUUAUAUUUCCAGAAAAUUUUAAAAAUGUAAUGGCUCUGGAGCUCUGCCCUUCACAUUUUUUAAUUGAAUAAACUUAAGGGAAAAUAUAAAGCAAUAUUUCUCUGCCCAGAAGAAAAAUUUCUAAAGGAAAGUGGUCAUUUUAGCUAUUUGGAUAGUAGAUGUCAAAUGAAAGCUCCAUGUGUUAACAUUUAGAAAAUGCACAUUUCUCUUAAAUUGAUUUGCUGCUCUGCGGGAUUUUCUUUUGCUCUUGUAAUAUUCUAAAUAAGUAUGCUACCUCUGACUUAUUCAGCACAUAUUUCAGCAAUCAUAAAAAGGGAAUAGUGUACCACAUAGCUCAAAUUAAAUCGGUUUAAAUUUCUCAGGAGUUGAAAUUGUGGUGGCUUAAGUUAAUGGACUAAUCAAACCAUAGUUUUAGAUGAUGUUACUACAGUAUUCUAAUUACUGCAAUCUGAUUUUCCUUAGUAAUUGUGAAGGUCAAAACUCAAAGCCUGAUUCAAAAAGGAAAUUAAAGUUAAAAAUAAAAGACAAGGAAGACAUUUUUAUCCUCACAUACAUUAUGGUAGAUUAUUAAGCUGACCUUGUAAAGUUAAAGAUUUUGCUGUAAAUCACAUUGGAGUUGACUACAAGACAUGGAAACUGUAUAUUUGAAAUCCUUGAAACAGCGUAAUUUCAUUUAUGUGAUUUUUAAAUAAAGACGAUUCAUUGUUAAACAAAUAAAAAAUUAUAUCUACAAAUGUUUUGAUUUGUAUGCUUUUGUAAGGCUUUCAUAUGAGUAAAAGCAGAAGCAAGAAAAAAAAUCUUUUGCCAGACCACAUAUCCUGACUUGAGAAUUAAAAGUAUGAUCUUGGUAUGUACAAGACAAGCCUUAGCAAUAAAGAGAUAAAGAGGCUACUUAGGCCGUUUGUGGUCUUGGGGAAGGGUCUGUUCAUUUUCACAAAAUGUAUCUUUAAUCACCUUUCCAUGCCUAAAAUCCUAUUAAUAAGAAGGAAAGAUGUUCAGUCUUAAUGGAAAAUAGGAUUGAAAUCCAAAAAUUUCUAGGAUGUGUAAGACAAGACUAAUUUUUUAAAAUUUUUAUGAAAAAUUUAAAACAUACAGAAAAAUUGAAAGAUGUAUUUCUCUACCUGAAUUUAACAAUUGUUAACAUUUGCCAUAUUGAUUUUUGUGUGUGUAUGUAUGUGGAAAUUUGUGUGUUUGAAAAUAAGUUGAUGUCAUGACACUUCACUUCUAAAUACUUUAGCACAAAUAUUCUGAAACCAAUAGUAUACUCCUACCUAAUGACCAUAUUAUUUUUAUACUUAAGAGAAUGGAGUCAUAUAUUUUAUUCCCUAAUAUCUAAUAUACGUAUUCUAAUUUCUCCAUGUCCCCCCAAAAUUAUCUUAUUUACAGCUUUUUUUUUUUUCCAUAGCAGGAUUCAGUAAAGGUUCACAUAUUACUUUUGGUAAUGUAUUUUCAGUCUGUUAAACAUGCAGCUGUCUCUCUUUUUGAUGUGGGUUUUUUUUGUCUUCAUGGCACUGACAUUUUUGAAAACAGCAGCAGGCUAGAUGUCUUAGAGAAUGCCUCAUAUUCUAGAUGUACCUGGUUAUUUCUUCAUGGUGUCAUCUAACUCGUUUCUCCAUUUUCUCAGUUUCGUAUAAACUGGAAGUUAGGUCUACCUGGAGGCUUAAGUAGUUUCAGAUCAAACAUUUUUAGAAAGAAACCUUCAUAGGUAAUGCUAUGCAUAUUACUGUAUAGUGUAUCAAAAGACCCACCCAAAGAUGGGUGGGAAGACCUCUGUUUACACUGAAGUAUAAAUGAUUCCUAGCAUGUCCUUUUCUGGGCCCCAGAUUUUUAAUUGAAAGUAAUCAGGCCUCAAGAUUCUCAAAACAAGUGUUAACAGUGGAGGGUGUCCAGGUUCUUGACGUCUUGAACAAAGAAUUGGACAAAACGCACAAAGUAAGAAAGGAAGAAACAAAUGUAGAGAUUUAUUGAAAACAAAAGUUCACUCCACAGGGUGGGAGCCCGCGAUGACAGAAUUUUUUGGGAUUUAAAUACCCUCUAGAGGUUUCCCAUUGGUUACUUUGUGUACGCCCUAUGUAAAUAAAGUAGUGGUCUGUGAUCAGUCUGAUUGGUUGCAAGAAGGGGCCAAUCAGAGGAUGAGGCAAAGUUACAAAGUUACACCCUAUGCAAACUUCUGACUGGUUGUGGAAAGUGACCGAUCAGAGGCUAAAGUGAAGUUACAACGUUAUACUCCUAUGCAAAUGAAGACUUGGCCUGCGACCAGCCUGAUUGGUUGUGGGAGAGGACCAAUCAAAAGUACUUUCAGUUUUUCAUCUGCCACGCAGAAAAGUGGGGGUUGCAAAGGAAGUAGCCUCUGUUCCUUUUGUUACUUGGAAGUGGAAGAUUGGGGUUUUCCUUUUGAUUUAUUUCUAAGAAGUCAGUGUGAAUGGCCUAUGUUCCCUGCCUUCAGAGCCUAUUCUCCUACCUCACAAGGUUGGCAUAGAAAUUCUUCAUGGGCUCAGGGAAUGCGCCAGUUUAGUGUAAGCAGCAAGAUUCAACACUGAGUAAAGCCAGGAAGAUCAUUUGCCACGAAACUUAAUAUCCGCAAAGUAUAUGUUAUCAUAAAUUUAAGCAAACUUCUAUUCUGAUAAGGUUGGUCUUAUACAGGGACAAACAAACAUAAACAAGUAUAACAACUCUGACCUGGGAUCUGAGACCUAAGUUCUAGUCCUACCUCUGUCACCAGAUAACUGGGUCACACUAGCAGUCAUUAACCUCUCUGGUCUUUCAUUGAUUCAUACAUGGGGUAGAGGCAUUGUCCCUUACAUUUUGUAAAUAUUACACAAGCACCAAUAUGAUUGAAUAUCCUUGUAUAUUUCUUAUUAGGACAAAGAACAGCACUUGGAUUUUAUUUCUUGCAUUUUUUGUGGGGGAAGCAUCAGUCAUUGCCAAAUUGAAGCAUUUCUCGUUAUCCAACUAUUUAGGUAAUUAUUGUCAUGAGGGUAAAAUGUGCUGUCUGAAUAGGGUUCUUUGGCCUGUGAUUUGAUAGAUUCCUUCCUGCCUGUCAGGAAAGAAUCAGGCAUCAAUGGGAAAGAUAUGUCGAAUGAGAGGGUUGGGUUGCAGUUUUAUUCCCUUCUGAAUUGUAUGUAAACUUUUGUGGUUGGGAAAAUCGGAGUCAACUUUUCCAAUUGCAAAUGAGGAGAAUAGGCUAGAGAGCUGAGUGGUAGAAUCUGGGGCUAGGGCCCUGCUUUCUAUCCCACUAAUUGGAAGAGUCGUGGACAUGUGCCCUGACCAUUCCAACCACAGAAGGACUGAGGACAGUGGGUUCAGUGAGGCUUCCCUUAGAGUCCUGCCUGAGCCCUGACCACAGAGAGCAGCAAAACUCCACUAUCCCCUCCUGUCACCCUCUCCUGCCCAUACGCUAAAGUCCUCUAGAAAAACCCUGGCCUGUGUGUGCAAUGAAGAUAGGCAGAAAGGGUGGAGAAGAGCUGCCUUGUCUCCAAGACUUUUAUACUAAACACUACAUUUCUGAGUAAAAGUGAGGGGUGUGGGUCGGGCACAGUGGCUCACGCCUGUAAUCUGAGCACUUUGGGAAGCCGAGGCGAGUGGAUCACCUGAGGUCAGGAGUUCGAGACCAGCCUGGCCAACAUGGUGAAACCCCAUCUCUACUCAAAAUACAAAAAUUAGCUGGGCAUGGUGGUGGCUGUCUAUAAUCCCAGCUAUUCGGGAGGCUGAGGCAGGAGAAUCGCUUGAACCCAGGAGGUGGAGGUUGCAGUGAACUGAAAUCGCGCCAUUGCACUCCAGCCUGGGCCACAAGAGGGAAACUCCAUCUCAAAAAAAAAAAAAAAAAGUGAGGGGUGUGAGGAAUAGGCCAGUGGGAGGAGAUGGAGUUAAGGGAUGCAAAUAAAUAAAUAAACAGGACUAGAGAAAUGGAUGAAAGCAAUGGAAAGUGUUGGAAAGAUUUCCCCUUUGCCUUUAGGGUUCAGUGGGCGGCGGGAGGGGCUGUGAAUUAACUAAAAACACAGAUUAAUGGGAGAAAAAUUUUAACUCACACGCAUGUGGGAACAUUCAAAUGAAAAGGCUGGCUGAACAGCUAGGGAUAAGGGUUUAUAUACCUGCUUAAGAGGGGGAAAGAGGGAGAGAGAGGACUUCUAUGGGAAAUAAAUGAGCUUUUAGGAGAGACAGAUGGCUUUAAGGAAACAAAUGGAAGGUAGGACAGUUUGUGAUAAUGUUUGUUUAUGCAGUUUCGUAUCCCAGUGCUAAUAGUCUCCUUCCUUGCUGGAAAUUCCCCCAGAGACAGAGGGGACUUAUGGCAGCUUCCUUCUUGGAAGGCUGUGCCUUUCCUCAGAUAAGAGAAGCUCAGAAAAGGCUUCUUGCUUCAUCUGUUGUAUCUCAAAUGUCUUCAGUUUAAUCUUUAUACCAUUUUGGUGAGUUGCAAGUCCCUACAAAAGUCAAGAAUGUGAAGCCCCCGGGAGGUUGAAAGGAAAACAGGACCAAAGUGCACAGGCAUCUCUGAGUCGUGGCCUCCUUUUCUGAGCCCCCGGUCAUUGGACAUCAGCUGUGUACCUCACUGGGUUAACAGAAGAGACUGGUUGAUUUAUGCUUUCUGACAUUUCUUUUUUGAAUUAUUAAGGGAUUUAGGAAACUGUUGUGUUAAAUUUAUUUCAUUUGAUUUCUCUAGGUGAAUAAUCAGGCCUUAUCCUUCAUGGUUGAAUAGGGUAGGGUGGGAAGAUGAGGAGAUGGGGACAGAAAUGCAGUUGGGAGUCUGGCCCACUUCAUCAAAAGGCAGAGACAAGCAAUUAAGCUAAGAAGUAUUUAAAAAGCAUCCAAGCCUCUGAAACUCAGGUUCUAGAAUCCAAGUUUUCUGGCCUGUAGGGUAUUGUGCAAAGUCCACAUGAUUAGCUAGGCGUUUGCUUGAUGGAUGUGGGAGGAUUGGAUUAGAACAUAUGAAAAGCUUGGUAGGUUGUUUCUGAGUAUAAUUUACUUAAUUGUUUCUGGCCUGGUAAGUAUACCCAGAGGCUUGAUAUUGAUGUCUGUGAUUCAACAAAAACAAAAAACAAUAAGGUCUUUAUGGACUUGUGGUUUAAUGGCUUUAAAUAAAUUAGCUUCUUUUGGAUCAAUUCAGCACACUGAUGAUCUUUGCACGCUAUUAAUUUUUUUAAAUACUUCUCCCCUAAGUUACAACUUUAAUAUAUAACUUUGGAGGAAUCGCUUUGUAUCCAUCAAGCAACUUCGUUCAAAAAGCAUACACAUGCCCAUAAAAAAGCAUCUGCAGGAGAAAACUGGGCCCUAGCCCUAGAUUCGAGUUUGGGUUUUUGAUUCUCAUGCCAAUUUUUCAUUGAAACAGUCUUUAUGAAAAAUAUUAAGAGUAUUUGGUGCAAGGUAAAGAAUAUGCUCUAUGGGUCAGCAGUCAGCACUGUAUCAGUUUGUGUAAUUGCUGUGGACUAAAAAAUAUGUCCCCCCAAAAUUAAUAUGUUGACACCCUAACCCCGAUGUGACUGUAUUUGGAUAUAGCGUUUUUGGGAGGUAAUGAAGGCUAAAGAGGUUGUAAGUGUGGGUUUCUAAUCUGAUAGGACUGAUGGCCUUGAGAGAUGUGGAAGCCUUCUCUCUCCACACGCAUACACACACGGAAGAAAGGUCAUGUGGGCACACAGAGAGGGUGGCCUCGGCAAGCCAGGAAGAGAGCCCUCACCAGGAACCCAGUCCUCCAAAGCCUUGAUCUUGGACUUCCCAGCUUCCAAAAUGUGAAAAAAUAAAUUUCUGUUGUUUAAGUCACCCAGUCUACGGUAUUUUGUUAUGGCAGCCCGAGAAGACUGAUACGGUAAUCUCAAGCAAGUUACUUAUUAGUGUCUCCGGAGCAUUAGCGUAAAAUUUGUGGUCAGGCAAAAUAAAUGCUAAAUUCUCUUCCAGCUCUUAGCUAUAGUAUGAUUCUAACUGAAAUUGUCUUGGCUCAAGAAGACCGCCAAACAUUAUUUAUUUAUUUUUUAUUUUAAAAACAAAUCUGAGGGUAUUUUUUUUUUUUUUUUGACAGGGUCUCACUGGGUUACCCAGGCUGGAGUGCAUGGCGUGAUCACAGCUCACUGUAGCUUCUCCCUCCCAGGCUCAAGCGAUUCUCCUGCCUUAGCCAUUCAAGUCAAGUAGCUAGGACCACAAGUGUGUACCACCACACCUGUCUAAUUUUUUAUUUUUAUUUUUUUUUAAGACAGAGUCUCUGUUCCCCAGGCUGGAAUGCAGUGGCAUGAUCUCAGCUCACUGCAACCUCUGCCUCCCGGGUUCAAGCGAUUCUUUUGCCUCAGCCUCAUGAGUAGCUGAGAUUACAGGUGCCACGCCACCACACCUGCCUAAUUUUUGUAUUUUUAGUAGAGAUGGGGUUUCACCAUGUUGGCCAGGUUGGUCUUGAACUCCUGACCUCACGUGAUCCACCUGCCUUGGCCUCCCAAAGUUCUGGGAUUACAGGCCUGAGCCACCUCCCCCGGCCUAAUUUGUUUUUUUUUUUUUUUUUUGUAGAGACAGAGUUUCCCUAUUGUUGCCCAGGCUGGCCUCAAACUGCUUGGCUCAAACGAUCCUCUGGUCUCGGCCUCCCAAAAUGUUAGGAUUAUAGGUGUGAGUCACCGUGCUUGGUCUGAGUUUCAAAUUUUUAGAAAAGUUAUAAAAUGAUACAGAAGAAUUCCAUAUACCUUUUACUCAGAUACACCAAAUUUUAAUAUUUGUUUCUAUUUUUUUAUAUUAUCUUCAUAUACACACAUGCAUGUGUGUAUAUGUUUACAUAUAUAAUAAUAUGUAUGCAUACUAUUAUUUAUUUUCAGAAUCUAUUUGAGAGUGGAUUGUCUCUCAUCCCUUAAUAGUUCAGUAUGUACUUCCUGAAACAAGGAUAUUUCUUACCUAACUAUGGUUGCCAACUUCAGGAAAUUUAGCAUUGAUAAAACACACUCAUUUAAUCUGCAGCUCAUGUUCCAAUUUCAUUAGUUGUCCCAAUAGCACCCUUUAAAGCAUUUUCUCCUCCAGAAUAGGAACCAGUCUGGGAUUACACAUUGCACUGAGUUGUGUUUCUUUCACCUCCUUGCAUAUGGAACAGUUCCUCAGCUUUUCUUUGCUUUCGUGACCUUAACAGUUUUGAAUAAUACAGGCCAUUUAUUUACUAGGAUGACCUUUACUUGGGGUUUGUAUAAUGCUGCUCCAUGAUUAAAGUUAGGUUCUGCUUCCCUGCCUGGAGCACUGUGUGUGUUGUGCCUUUUACAGGGCAUCACAAUAGAAGGCAUGUGAUGACCGAAUGUCCUACAUUGGUGAUGCUAAUUUUGAUGACCAGAUCAUGGCAUUGUCCGUUUUCUCCACUGUGCAGUUUAAGCAAUCUGUGGAGAAAUACUUUGAGGCCAUGCAAUGAUCCUGCUCCUCGUUUAACUGUCCCCCCUUAGAUUUAACAUCCAUUGAUGAUUCUUGACUGAAUCAAUCUUUACUAUGAUGUUUGGAAAAUGGUGAUAUCCCGUGCUACCACUACCUCCAAAUUUGUCAGUCUGCACAAUUCAUUCGGCUAUAAGAAUCCUCAAUUCCUCCCCUGCAUCCACCACACAAUUAUUGUACUAAAGGACUUUUAUUUUAUUCAAAGGGUAAAUAAUCCAUUAAUAUUCUUAUUUAUUUUGAUGCUCAGAUUGUCCCAGUUUUGGCCAGUAGGAGCCCCUUCAAACUGGUUCCUAGGUCCUUUUGACAUACCCCCAUCAUUUUAAAAAUACUUUAAAGAAAUAUUGAUUAAAAUCAGAGGCCCCCAAAAAUGUGUGUGUGUGUGUGCGUGUGUGUGUGUGUGUGUAUGCAUGUGCACUGUGGAAUCCCAAGGAGCAAACUGAAGGAGAGAUUAAUUAACAGCCAUUUAAAUUUUUAUCAGAAGUGGGGCACAGUUGUGUGUGUCUGUAAUCCCAGCUACCUGGGAAGAUCCCUUGAGCCCAGGAGUUCGAGACCAGCCUGGGCAAUAAAUGGAGCAAGACUCCCAUCUCAAAACAAACAAAAAAACCCACAAAAAUUUAUUAGCUGUUAUAACUAUAUGCAACAUACUCUCUUUAGUUUUAUUAUCCUCAGAUCUGCUAGUUAGUUCUCGUAAUUAGCUGGUUUUUUUAAUCAUAGGUAAUUAGACUGGAGUUGGCCAAAAUCCGCGAGCUCAUUUGGAAAACAGGGCUGCAGCUUACACAGUUUCUUUUCAACACGGAGUCUUCUUCAACAUCUUUAUCCUCAUUUUGAAUGCCAACUUCUUUAUCACCUGUCUCUUCUUACUAUGAUGUGUGUGCACAGAUUUUCAUUUCACUUUACUUAGCCUGUGGUGCUUGGUCUCCUUGGAUGUUCUGACAGUUCUUCUUUGCGCUGCAAUCUUGCUGAGUAAAGCAAGGUUUUCCCCAAACUCAUAAUAAUUGUUUUUCGCUUUCUCUGUUCACAGACAGCUCUUACUGUCUCAGUAAUUUUUUCCAAUGCCCCCAGGCCAAAAGAAAUGCCGAACAAUUCCUUUUAUUAAGUACUCAGGUCCAAAUAACUUAAUAAGGAUUUAUGUCCAACAACUUCGUAGCCACUUGAAAAAAAUUAUACAUAUAAAUUGAAAGAAAAGUUACAUUUUUAUUUCAUUCUUUUUUUUUUUUUUCAAAGGCAGCCUCCCAAGCCAGAGUAGGCUCAGAGACUCCCUAAUUUCAUUCUCACCACAGUUAACUUACUGGUGGGAUGUGUGUAUCCUGGACAGUGUACAAUUUCUCAAGCUUGGAAACAGAUUGGACAUCUCAACCCUAAUUUCAUAUUCCCCAUGGAUUCAUGGGUACUUUUUAUCAUGCUGAAAGAGAUGACAUCACUGAUAGAAAUGUAAUCUCUUGCCGAAACAAUGAACUACUGGGUAGUUUGCAUAGCAUCCCACAGAUGCCAAGCAUCCCUGUGUUUCUCUCAAAAAUGUAAAAUAUUCUUCAGUGCCCCAGGUGGCUGCAGUUUCGGGACCGUGGCACUAAGUCCCAGAAACUUUCGGUCUCCUUUGUAAAACAGCAACAAUAAAUAUUGGGUUGAUGUUGAAGAUCUUUUCACUAACAGGAAAACCUAGGGAGAAACCCGGAGAGCAUCAAGCUGAGGCUUUCACAAAGUUAAUAAAGUAGGUGAUCACAUUGUUUAUUUAUCUUCUAGUCAUUCCAAAACACUUCUGUUUUUUGUUGUUGUUGUUUUGUUUUGAGACAGAAAGUCUUGCUCGGUCACCCAGGCUGGAGUGCAGUGGCACAAUCUCCGCUCACUGCAACCUCCGCCUCCCAGGUUCAAUUGAUUCUCCUGCCUCAGCCUCCCGAGUAGCUGGGAUUACAGGUGCACGCCACCAUGCCCGGCUAAUUUUUGUAUUUUUAGUAGAGAUGGAAUUUCACCAUGUUAACCAGGCUGGUCUUGAACUCCUAACGUCAAGUGAUCCACCUGCCUUGGCCUCCCAAAGUGCUGGGAUUACAGGCAUGAGCCACCGCGUCCAGCCUUACUUUUAACUGUUUAACAGUGAAGAGGCUACUACCAUGGAGAGUUCCGGGACAAUAUAUAUAAACAAGGACUUUCCUGGAUACCCAGCUUAUCCAUGACAUCUCUCACAACACUUACUUUCUAAAAUCAACUUUUACUAAACAAAUGGUCACUAUGACAAUGUAGUGUCUAUUAUCUCACAAUUUGCCAAGGGAUCUCAUCGCAUUAAAUCACAAAGCAAUGUUUCUUGGUUGCACUCUUCCUUCUCCUCUCUCUCUUAUCCUGUUCCUCCAUUUUCCAUUAGAUCCUGCUUGGACCUUUGCUACCUAUCCCCACCCCCAGCCUAAAUCCCAUCAAAACUUACCUGCCACUUUCCUAGUUACCUAGGAUUUCAUUUCCCAGGUGACAAUGCACGAAGCAGCUGGUUUGCAGGUGUGACUACGAGACCAAGAAAGAUAGACACUAACACCAUGUCCCAGCCCAUACGUGUGUUAUCCCAUCACUCUCUAACAUAUAUUUUGAGACUUCCCAGAUUUGAUUUUUAACCUAAAGACACAACUUUUGUAAAAUUUAAGAAGCUGAGCUAUCUCAUGAUUGAAUCCAGUAAGGAACAGCCAGCCAGCAGCCCAAGAGUUGUUGAAAAUAAUUCGUCUUGCCUGCAGUGUUUUGAGGAGAAUGGGAAAGGUAGCUACAUUCAUAACAUACAUGAAAGCCUGUUAAAGGCCUCUUUCCCCAUCUCUUUUUAGAUGUACGAUCCUCACAGGCCGCCUGCCCAAAAUUUCUCCCUCUUCCACUCCAAGCUCCCCAAACCCUUCUCUGAACUCUGUCCAGCCCCAAGCUCUCUUUGGUCUCUCUCUCAUCCUUAGCUGCUGACUUCUGUUAAAUCUCAAGCUCUUUGGUUUUUUUGGAUUUAAAAGGCAGCUAUGCUAACCACUAUACCAUCAAAGCCUCUGCUCUUUUUUGGAUUUGGCACAAUAAAGGAACCCAGAAAGAAACUCUCUUUCUUAUAAGGGAGGAGGCUUGGCGGAGAAAAUAGAGAUUGCAAAAAUUUCUAAUUUUGUAUUUUUUUCUCUUUCGCAUUUGAAGUCAGCCAUCCAUCCAUCCAUCCAUCCAUCCAUCCAAAUUGGCUGUGAAGCUUCCACUUAAAUGCAAAGCUCUAAAGAGCAGGGUAAGAUCCCUGCCUUGAGAGAUUACAAUUUAAUUGGAGACAAAAAUUAAAAAAUGGAAAAAGUAAGACGUUUGGGAAGUAAAGAAUGAGCCUGGCACGUAGUGGGUGCUUCGGAAACAUUUGUUGACUCGUGUGGGAAAUAGCAUUGACUGAAUAAUCAUCGUUAGUGAGCUCACCCAGCAUUUAUUUGCCAGUCAGGCUCCAUGGAAAGAGGUGAUGAUUAAGGUGAACAUUUCCCGGGCCCGGAGCCGGAGAGGCUGCAAACUCCUCUCCAGAGGCCAGUCUGACGAUUCCUGCCCCGUACACUCCUUCAUCCAAUCGUAUUGGGCCUACACGGCUCCUCACCUGGGGCCUGGAACUUUUCGGGGAGCAAGGUGACGAACGUGGAUAGUCACAGGCAGGGGCAGAUCGACGGGAAGGGGCUACCAGGCCUGGGCAGGAGCUCCCCGAGGCGACCCCGCUGCUUCGGAUCUCGCGGGGACCGGCCCUGGGAGGACGGAACCAGCAUCCCGAGGAGCCGCCAUCGGGGGCCUGGACCCAGCUCCUGGGCCGUGCGGGCUGCGCGCGCCGAGAGCAAUCUAAGAAAGUAAGGCGCGUGUGCAGCGCCCAGUGGCAGCGUAGAAGGAGUGAGGUGGAAGAAUUCCGACGACACCGUUUAACAGGACAAGGAAGAAAUGCUGUACAUGAUCACCAGGAAAAGACAAGCAAGCCAGUUGGACGCAAAGCGCUCAGUGAUAGUUUACUCAGAAGACAACCAACAACAUGCCGAAAUAGCUCAGUUGGGAGAGCGUUAGACUGAAGAUCUAAAGGUCCCUGGUUCGAUCCCGGGUUUCGGCAGCUACUUUUAAAUUCUGACCUCAAAAACUCAAAUUUUUUAAGACUCUCCGUCCACGAUACCCUGGCCCAUUCCUUCAAGCCCAAGCAAAAACUGAGAUUUGAAGAGUGAAGGAGGAAAUGAAACAGUCGUUGCCAACCACCCCCAGGAGCGAGGCCGCGCCGCAUAGGCCUUCGGGCCGUCUCCUGGCGGGGCUAGAAGAAGCUGCCGCGCGUGCGCGCCACGGAGCCUGGUGCUGGGACCCAGAGGCACCCUCGGCGCCGGAAGACGCGAACGACCCGGGCCGCGGUGGCGAGACGGGGCCGCGCGCCGCCUGGGGGGCUGGUGUGAGACCCGAGGCUCCAAUGGGAGGAGGUCUGGUCUGUCCACGGGGCCAGCAAAACACCUUCAUCCCAAUUUCAUCGCAUUCCUUCUAAGUAUCCGAAUUUGAAGAAAAAGCAAAACUGUUGAGUGGUCAGAUGGCCCCCACCUGGCGUUGCCGAGCUGGUCCCAGAACAAAACAUCUGCUUAAAGAUAGACUCAGUGUUAGAAAAGUAAAAAUCGGAGACCUUCGAUUGAGCCCCAGGCAAAUGGAAAGGUGGGGAAUUGAACGCAUGAAGCAGGAGGCAGUAUGUGAUGAGAAUUAAGAAAAGAAAAUUGCCAUUCCAUCCUCAGUGGCCUUGUGUGAAGGGAAUGGGCAUUUAAAGAUGGAACGGGCCAGGUGCGGUGGCCCUGUAAUCCCUUACACCUGUAAUCCCAGCACUUUGGGAGGCCGAGGCGGGCGGAUCACUUGAGGUCAGGACUUUGAGACCAGCUUGGCCAACAUGGUGAAACCUUGACUCAACUAAAAAAAUACAAAAAUUAGCUGGUCAUGGUGGUGUGCACCUGUAGUCCCAGCUACUUGGGAGGCUGAAGUGGGAGAAUUGCUUGAAUCCAGGAGGUGGAGGCUACAAUGAGCCAAUAUUGCACCACUGCACUCCAGCCUGGGCAACAGAGUGAGACCCUGUCUCAAAAAAAGAGAUGGAAUGCCUGAGAAUUCUUGGUAAGGGUGGAGACAUGUUAAUGUUUGAAGUGCUUGUAUAGUAACACAGACUUUUAAAUGAUGUGCCCUGGUAAAGGGGAAGCAUAUAUGCUGCUAGUCUGUUUCAUGUCAGUUUCAUGAUUACCUGGAGGGAAAUUUGAUAGGCAAAUGGACUCCAUAAAAUUACCUAGAAAAUGGGUAUUGAGGUACUAUAUAAAUUUACCUGUAUGAAGGCAAAUGAUGGGACUGAUGUUUUCCUAAAAUCCAUGGUCCUGCCUCUGGAGUCCCUUCCAGCUGCAAUGACCCAUGUGUAGCCAGCACAGAGCCCCUUCCCUCCAUGUUUGUGUGGUUCUCUUUGAAUUAAAAACAUUUUUUAUGGACACAUAAUAGUCAGACGUAUUUAUGGGGUACAUGUGAUGUUUUGAUACAAGCAUACAAAGUGUAAUGAUCAAAUUAGGGUAGUUGGGAUAUCCAUCACCUCAAACAUGUAUCAUUUCUUUUUGUUGGGAACGUUCCAAAUCCACUCCUCGAAUUACUUCAAAAUAUAUUAGGUUGGUGCAGAAGUAAUUGCAGUUUUUAAAGUUGCAAAAACCACAGUUACUUUUGCACCAACCUAUACAAUAAAUUAUUGUUAACUAUAGUCACUUUAUUAUGCUACCAACACUAGAUCUUUUUUUUUUUCUUUUUUUUUGAGACAGGGUUUUGCUCCUGUCACCCAGGCUGGAGUGCAAUGGCAUGAUCUCAGCUCACUGCAACCUCUGCCUCUUGGGUUCAAGUGAUUCUCCUGCCUCAGUCUCCCGAGUAACUGGGAUUACAAGUGCCCACUACCACGUCCAGCUAAUUUUUGUAUUUUUAGUAGAGAUGUGGUUUCAGCAUGUUGGCCAGGCUGGUCUUGAACUCCUGACUUCAGGUGAUCCACCUGCCGCGGCCUCCCAAAGUGCUGAAAUUACAGGCGUGAGCCACUGUGUCCAGCCUGAACACUAGAUCUUAUUCCUACUAUCUAACUGUAUUUUUGUGCCCAUUAGACAACACCUCUUUAUCUUCACCUCCCCGCUACUCUUCUGAGCCUUUGGAAACCAUCAGUCUACUCUCUAUCUCCAUAACAUCAAUUUUUUAGCUCCCACAUAUGAGUGCAAACAUGGGUUGCUUGUCUUUCUGUGCCUGUGAUAUUUCACUUAACAUAAUGUCCUGCAGUUCCACCCACAUUGUUGCAAAUGACAGGAUCUCAUCCUUUUUUAUGGCUGAAUAGUGUAGCUGUCGCCUUGGGAAUGACUAGCACACAUCAGAGAGGCACCUUCUUUCAGCCAGCAUCACAAGUGACACAAAAGCACAGACGUGAAUCAGGAGAAAUGAAGAAACCAGCCCUUCGUGUCUUUAAAUACAUGGAUGAGGAAUCUGAGGCUGAGAGAGAAUAACCACUUGUCCAGGGUCAUAGAACUGAUAUUUUGAAAGUGCUUCCUAUGUGCCAGACACUGUAUUUGUGCAAGGUUGAUGGGAUUGCAGCUUCGUUUAAGCCUUUUCCUUUAAGUAUUUAAGGCUUUUCUUCUAAGACCAGGUGAGUACAGGAAAGCUCAGGGGCUCUGCCAUUCUAGGAGAAAGGCAGUGAACUAUACAGGUGCCUCCAUUGUGGACAAGCAGACUGGUGGUUAAUGGCCAUGACAUCCUUUGGAAACACUGAUGAUGCUCAGAGUCUCUAAGUUCUCUCACAGAGCCCUCCAAGGUUCUACCUGUGCUAAAGUCUCAAGGGCAGGGUCAUGAAUCCAUUUGAGAAGCUAACAAAAUCUAUGAAUCUUCUUAACAGAAAAAGACCCAUGCUACAUUUUCUUCACAAUUUCAGGAUGUUCAAAGAUCCCCCUGAAGUUCCUCUUGUGGCCACCCCCCCACCGCCCCCCAGCAGAGUGCCAGAGUGAGAUGCUUUUGUUUGAGUGACAUGUCUCAAGUCCUGCCAUGGACCUUGACAUUCGGUCAUUUUCAUCAAUGAAUUGGGUUAUGAAGACAAUAAAGACGGGUCAACCAAAUGUGUAGUUAGGACAAAGGCAGGAAUGAGAGAAAUCCCAUUGCUUAUCACACCCAUUUAAUAUGACAACAUUGGACAGAGGCAAAAUAAACCCUUUCAUUUACACCCUGUUAGGAGCUGAACUGCAUCCUCCCCAAAAUUCCUACAUUCAAGUCCCAACUUGCAGCACCCAAGAAUAUAACUGUAUUUGGCAAUAGGGCCUUUACAGAGGAGAUUAAGUUCAAAAUGAAGUCGUCAGGAUGGGCCUCAAUCUGACCGGUGUUCGUAUAAAAAAAGGAAAUUUAGACACACGAGAAGGCACCAGAAGUGCAUGUGCAGAGAGGAAAGACCAUGGCAUGGGGCAGCAAUAGGGAAGCUCUCUGCAAGCCGAGGACAGAGGCCUUGACAGACGAAUCCAACCCUGCCCAUGCCUUGAUCAUGAACUUCCAGCCUCUGGAACUGUGGGAAAGUACAUUUCUGUUGUUUAAGCCAUCUCUACUCUAUGGCAUUUUGUUAUGGAAGCCAAAACAAACUAAUACAGACCUCAAAAGGCAAUUCCAUAGGAAUAGAAGAGCAGAUGGGGAUAUGAGAGGCAUCUGACUUUAAGGCAGCCUUGUGAAAGCUAUAUGAAAAUGACAUAAGGCUUUAAGUUGAUUUCAAAUGCAGUAAAAAUAAAAUACUUCUUGACUCUCCCUAAAGGGGCCAUCCUCACAGAACCCCUGUCUUUGAGAGCAGCUGUCUUGCCCGCGGACUUGCUUUUUGCCAAUGGGGUGGGAGCAGACGUGAGUAAGGUGGACCUCUUCCAAGUAGUGGCCCAUCACUGACCUCUACUUUGACGCAAAAUUAGCAGAAUGAAAGGAAUGAAAAGAUGCUGUUUCCCCCUGAGUCCUGGAGUGAACACAGUGUACAGCACAGUCACAGCUGACAUGUGGUGGAUGUGCAGCUGCAUAAGAAAUAAACAUUUCUUUUAUAAGCCAAAUAACAUUUUGAGGUCUUAACUGCAGCGUGAGUUAGCCUGAGUGGAUGUAGACAAAAUUGAUGAGGUGAUGUGACUGUCUAGCAAAGCUUACAAGGUAAUUCUUUUUCGGUUAUCUUUGCUUAGAUCAUAGCAGGAACAUUGAAUUAAGUUAUGGGAAACCUGCAUUCAGAGGUCAAAUCGUGAACUGUGUUGUCCGUAAAAAAGACCAUGCUGAUGGGGAGAUUUAAAACUAAGUCAUAUGGGCCGGGCACGGUGGCUCACACCUGUAAACUCCCAGCACUUUGGGAGGCCGAGGUGGGAGGAUCACCUGAGGUCAGGAGUUUGAGACCGGCCUGGCCAACAUGGUGAAACCUCGUCUCUACUGAAAAUACAAAAAUUAGCCAGAUGUGGUGGUGGGUGCCUGUAGUCCCAGGUACUCGAGAGGCAGAGGUAGGAGAAUUGCUUAAACUGGGAGGUGGAGAUUGCAGUGAGCCAAGAUUGCACCACUGCAUUCCAGCCUGGGUUACACAGUGAGACUCUGUCUCAAAAACAAAAAACAAACUAAGUCAUAUGAAAGAAAAUGGAAAGGAAUGGAGAAUAUUUAGUCUGAAAAAAAAAAAGAAGGGAGAAACGCCUGUGGGAAAUGGACUGUACCCGGUCUAUGGAGCCCGACUGGGUUACCAAAGGCUUUUGAUGAAAUAAUUGGGGAAGGAAAUUUUUAUUUAACAUUUAUGUUUAAAUUUACAUUUAAAUUAUACUUACUGUUAAAACCUUUUUUUUGUUUAUUUAUUUGAGACAGGGUCUCACUCCUUUCUGCAGGCUGGAGUGCAGUGGUGCAAUCACGGCUCACUUGUAGCCUCAACCUCCUGGACUCAAGAAAUCCUCCUGCCUCAGCCUCCCUACUAGAUGGGACUACAGGUGCAUGUCACCAUGCCCAGCUAAUUUUUGUAUAUUUAGUAGAGAUGGGGUUUCACCAUGUUGCCCAGGCUGAUCUCAGACUCCUGGGCUCACGUGAUCUGCCUGCCUUGGCCUCCCAAAUGUUGGGAUUAGAAUUGCCAUUUAAUUAGUCACAACAACUUAACAUCAAGGGGUGGCACAGAGGUACAGGGGGUGGGAAUACCUAUAUAAUUGUUUCACCUUAGGAAUUUGCUUUGAAACAUAACAAUAUGUGUCUUUACAUUCAAGUAUAUUCUUAGAAACUAGCUGAAGCCGUUUCCCAUCCUUAUGGCACUAAGUCCUGUUUCCACUGUGAAACAGUUACCAAGACAGUCCUGUUUCCACUGUGAAAAAAUAAAUGGAUGUUCUGACAGGUGGCCACCAUUGCUGACCUGACCAUUCUCCAGAAGCACCAGGAGGCAUUGCUUUCUAGACUGAAGCUCAGUCAUGCUUCACUUUAGUCUAAUCAAAAAGAUUUGCUUGCAAGCCUUCAUUCCAAAUGGUUCCAGUGCCUUCCAUACAAUCAGAUAAUGACAAUUGUGAGUUUCUGGUGGCAUGCUACUUCAUGUAAUUAAAAAAAAAUUGCUGCGUAGAUGUGCUGAAUAGGAGAAGAGUAAGUUAUUAUUUGGAGGGAAGAGGAUUCCCAAUUGUGGAACAAAGCAAUUCCUUGUACCCUGGUUCUAAAUAAAUGUUUCUUUAUUUUUGAAGUUGCAUGACCCCCUGUUGUGGUCUUUUUUGCACACAUGUCAGAAAGCAGCCAUGAGUGCAUUGUAGUUGGCAAUGUGAGCUUCUCUGUAAAGGGUCUUUGACGAAGAGCUCACUGCAUCUACUGACUCCCCAGGAUGUCUGAGGUCACAAGUUUGGCUGGAGCACAUGAGCCCAGAUAAAGAAGAUGGUUUUGCCCUCCUGAAAUAAAGCCAGAAGUGAUCUCCUUUAUUGUGCACUUUGGGUCAUGUGCUAAUGAUGAGGGUUUCUGUAAUACUAAUCCCCCUAAUGAAGGCUUCUCCCAGCCCUUACACAAGCCCACAAGGCCCCGUGGCUUGGCAAGCCAGAGAGAAUAAAAGCAGCACGGUGUUUGGCUUUUGAACUGAGUUCAAGGCAAUUAAAGUCAAGAGCUAAGGAGGGAGGGAGAGGGUUUAGAAAUACCAGCAUAAUAAGUAGUAUGACUGGGUGCUCUGUAAAUUAACUCAAUUAGACAAAGCCUGACUUAACGGGGGAAGAUGGUGAGAAGCGCUACCCUCAUUAAAUUUGGUUGUUAGAGGCGCUUCUAAGGAAAUUAAAUCUGUUAGUUGUUUGAAUCACAUAAAAUUGUGUGUGCACGUUCAUGUACACAUGUGCACACGUGUAACCUCUGUGAUUCUCGUGGGUAUUUUUUUAAGAAGAGAGGAAUAGAAAGCAAAGAAAAAUAAAAAGUACUGAAAAGAAAAAAGACUGAAAGAGUAGAAGAUAAGGAGAAAAGUACGAUAGAGACAAGGAAAGUAAGAGAGAGAGAGAGAGCUCUCCCAAUUAUAAAGCCAUGAGCCCCCUUUGGUGGGGGUUUCUGCUCAGUUGCUUGGGCUGCAAAAUCCUGCCAGGAGCCCAGGCUCAGUUCCCCCGAGUCUGCAUGACGGUGGACAGCCUAGUGAACAAGGAGUGCUGCCCACGCCUGGGUGCAGAGUCGGCCAAUGUCUGUGGCUCUCAGCAAGGCCGGGGUCAGUGCACAGAGGUGCGAGCCGACACAAGGCCCUGGAGUGGUCCCUACAUCCUACGAAACCAGGAUGACCGUGAGCUGUGGCCAAGAAAAUUCUUCCACCGGACCUGCAAGUGCACAGGAAACUUUGCCGGCUAUAAUUGUGGAGACUGCAAGUUUGGCUGGACCGGUCCCAACUGCGAGCGGAAGAAACCACCAGUGAUUCGGCAGAACAUCCAUUCCUUGAGUCCUCAGGAAAGAGAGCAGUUCUUGGGCGCCUUAGAUCUAGCGAAGAAGAGCGUACACCCCGACUACGUGAUCACCACACAACACUGGCUGGGCCUGCUUGGGCCCAAUGGAACCCAGCCGCAGUUUGCCAACUGCAGUGUUUAUGAUUUUUUUGUGUGGCUCCAUUAUUAUUCUGUUAGAGAUACAUUAUUAGGACCAGGACGCCCCUACAGGGCCAUAGAUUUCUCACAUCAAGGACCUGCAUUUGUUACCUGGCACCGGUACCAUUUGUUGUGUCUGGAAAGAGAUCUCCAGCGACUCAUUGGCAAUGAGUCUUUUGCUUUGCCCUACUGGAACUUUGCCACUGGGAGGAACGAGUGUGAUGUGUGUACAGACCAGCUGUUUGGGGCAGCGAGACCAGACGAUCCGACUCUGAUUAGUCGGAACUCAAGAUUCUCCAGCUGGGAAACUGUCUGUGAUAGCUUGGAUGACUAUAACCACCGGGUCACCUUGUGCAAUGGAACCUAUGAAGGUUUGCUGAGAAGAAAUCAAAUGGGAAGAAACAGCAUGAAAUUGCCAACCUUAAAAGACAUACGAGAUUGCCUGUCUCUCCAGAAGUUUGACAAUCCUCCCUUCUUCCAGAACUCUACCUUCAGUUUCAGGAAUGCUUUGGAAGGGUUUGAUAAAGCAGAUGGGACUCUGGAUUCUCAAGUGAUGAGCCUUCAUAAUUUGGUUCAUUCCUUCCUGAACGGGACAAACGCUUUGCCACAUUCAGCCGCCAAUGAUCCCAUUUAUGUGGUAAUUUCUAAUCGUUUGCUUUACAAUGCUACAACAAACAUCCUUGAACAUGUAAGAAAAGAGAAAGCGACCAAGGAACUCCCUUCCCUGCACGUGCUGGUUCUUCAUUCCUUUACUGACGCCAUCUUUGAUGAGUGGAUGAAAAGAUUUAAUCCUCCUGCAGAUGCCUGGCCUCAGGAGCUGGCCCCUAUUGGUCACAAUCGGAUGUACAACAUGGUUCCUUUCUUCCCUCCAGUGACUAAUGAAGAACUCUUUUUAACCUCAGACCAACUUGGCUACAGCUAUGCCAUCGAUCUGCCAGUUUCAGUUGAAGAAACUCCAGGUUGGCCCACAACCCUCUUAGUAGUCAUGGGAAUGCUGGUGGCUUUGGUUGGUCUUUUUGUGCUGUUGGCUUUUCUUCAAUAUAGAAGACUUCGAAAAGGAUAUACACCCCUAAUGGAGACACAUUUAAGCAGCAAGAGAUACACAGAAGAAGCCUAGGGUGCUCAUGCCUUACCUAAGAGAAGAGGCUGGCCAAGCCACAGUUCUGACGCUGACAAUAAAGGAACUAAUCCUCACUGUUCCUUCUUGAGUUGAAGAUCUUUGACAUAGGUUCUUCUAUAGUGAUGAUGAUCUCAUUCAGAAGAUGCUUAGCUGUAGUUUCCGCUUUGCUUGCUUGUUUAACAAACCCAAAGUAAAGUGCUUGAGGCUACCUCUACCUUCAAAUAAA